Molecule: messenger RNA, 3476 nt
Organism: Owenia fusiformis
Lineage: Eukaryota; Metazoa; Annelida; Polychaeta; Sabellida; Oweniidae
Source: the annotation of a GenBank genome assembly
GUGAAGAUUUUUGAUACAUUUCUGUAUGUAAUUGUACAUGUUUACUCUUUUAUUUGGAAUAAAGUAUAGUUUUAUGAGUAUAUUAAUUCUGUGUUAAUCUUGUCUUUUAUACAUUACAAGACCAAUUCAUAUUAUUUUAUGAAGAACUCGCAGAGCUAUUUAAAUAACAAAGCUUGAAGCUUCAGUAUCACUAAUUUGUUUGUGAUUCUUAAAUUCAGUAUGUAGCAUGCAUACACAGUAUUAUUGAUCCUUAAUGAGAUGUUAGUCCUCAUGCUGAAAGUCAAACUAUUUAAAAUUCUGAAAAAUCAAUCCAUUCUAUUCAUACUUCAUUUUGUUGAAACUCAAAAACAUAUUUUAUUGGCAUUUAAAAUUGAAAAGCUGGAGGAGACUGAUAAAGGUCAAAGAAAUGAUGGAGCAGGUAUUUAUGAGUUGAAUAUUUUGGGUUAUUUAAUACGAUCAGGAUUUAGACAGAUGUCUGCCCUUUUACUUAUGCUUCAAUAAUGUAUAUGAAUGAUAUCAAUAAAAAAAAAUUGAACACCUAUUUCACACAUUGUACUUCAUAAGAAAUAGGGUGUGGUCAAGGCGGGGCAUUUUUUAAAUUGAAAAUCUUAAAUUCCCUUCUAUAUACAUUUACUUUGGAACAAUUGCAUUACCAUUACCCAACAGUAAAAUGACACAUGCUACUUGUUUUUAAGUUCAACUUUAGCUAUAGCUACACCAAAGGUCCUUCAUCCAAAAUAUUCUUAUAUGUUUUCAAAUGAGAAUAACAUAAAAAAUAGAUGUAGGAUCAUCGAGAAAAACCCUUUAGCUGAGUUUUAUCGGAAACUUUUAUGUCAAGGAUAUGAACUGUUGAGUGCUGAUUAGAUGAAAUUGAAAAAAUAUUGCAUUUUAAUGAUUUUAACCUUUUAUGUGAUCUUUUGACAUUUCAGCAAGAACAAAUUAACAGUAUGACUACCAUAUACCAAAAAACAUUGUGUAAUCUUUUCCUCGUCAAUGUUAUUAUAGUGCUGAUCAUAAUUUAUAGUGGCAUAUAUUCAAAGACACAACAAAAUAUUGAAGGAGUUAGGAUAUUACGUCAUCAUCAAACCAUAGCACAAGUGGAGAAAAAUUUGAUACGUCUCGCUAAAGAUGUCGAUAUUACACAAAAUAUGAUGGAAAAAUCAAUCACACAUUUUGGAGAUGUGAGCAAAUUUCAUCGAUUGUGCAAAGAAAUAUUUCUGAAACAACGGAAAAUCAGCAUCGCAAUUUUAGGUGGUUCAGCUUCAGCUUCAUUUCAUACUACAUCUAAAACAAAGAGAUAUUUUGAUCAUGUUGCAAUUUUUUUAGAAGAGAUCUUCAAUGUGGAAAUUGAGAUUGUUAAUGAAUCUCUCGGAGGAACACAGAGCAUCAUGUCAUCAUACUGCCUCCAGAACAUGCUUAAUGUCACAAAUGUAGAUAUUAUUUUGCUUGAAUUUGCCAUAAACGAUAACUUUGCUCAUGUAAAUCUCAGGGGACGUACAAUAGAAGAUCUUGUGAGACAUUUGAAAUCAUUUCCGUGCAAGGAACAGCCAUAUGUUAUAUUCGCCAACCUUAUUUCCACCCAGAUUCUAUUUAGUAAUCUGACCAAGUUUGAAAAUUGUACAACUGUCGAGGAUGAGUACUUCAAUGCAGUUGCCAAAUAUUACAACAUAGCUGCCGUAUCAUGGAAAAAUCAAAUAUGUGAGAAAACCCAUAAAAGUAUGAUUGGUUUCAAAUUUGACGAUAUAUCAAAACCAGAUAAGAACCAUCCUACACUGAAAGGACAUGCCCAGCUAGGGUAUAUGAUAUCUUUCUUACUGUUAAGGCUAUACAAAAUGUUUCAACAGAAUCCAUCUGGAAAAUCAUUGAAUACAAAGAUUCCAAAUAACUUGACAACAAUGUUAACCAAACCAAUAGAUCCUAGAGUAUGGCUUGCCAACCCAGCAUGCUUUAUGAUUAAACACGACAUUGAACAAAUGUGUAAUAAUAAAAACAACAAUGUCUACAUUUGUCUUAAGGAAAGGAAAUCAUUUCGGUUUGAACAAAUAAGAAAUAUUCCAGGAAUUUAUAGCAACACUCCAAAGGGAUAUUUAAAAUUCCAAUGUGUAGUUAACAAGGAGACUUUUAAAAAUCGAAAGAAAAUAAAAAUUGGAUUUGCAUACAGGGCACCCCUGCUGGAAACUACAUAUUUAAAAUUAAAUGUUUUCAGUAAAAAUACAUCUUAUCUGUCAGAGAACAUUUUAUUUCCACUAUGUGUAUUUUAUGUAACACGAACAUAUGAAUCCAAUGAAAUUCUAACAUUGACUGGACGAGAAUUCACAGUUGAAUUUAAACCAGUUGCUACAGAGAAAGACAAUUUUAAAUUAUACCUAGUGGCCUUACUAAUAGGGUUUGUUGACGAUUCCUUCAUGGUUAUUCCCAAUAAUAGCACAACAGGAGGAAAAACUGUCAGAGAACACCACCAUCAAUGACAGGGUAGUAGAUAUGGAACAGUGUAACAAAUUAUGACUGAAAAAAUGUGCCAAAAGUUUGGUACCAAUUAUUUACAAGGCUAUUUUCAUUUUAAAUCCUUUGUUCUAAAUACAGGGAAGAUUGUGCUCAAAGUGAUAUGGCUUACACAGACUUCUCCAAUGAUCAACUUAAGGAAGGUGUCACCAAACAUCAACAGUUAUGCAAAAACCAAGAACAUUUCAUUGUACUUCAAACCAGACCCUAUUCCCCAUUAUAAGGGGAUCCCAGCCAGGGGCUAUAAUCAACAGUUUAUAAUUUACCCCUCCACCCAAGGCCUAGUAACUCUGUGAUUCCACAGCUGUCAACAUUUGUACACCAACUUUUACUGAACUAGUUAGUUCUUAUUUGCUAUCAAGAUUCAGAUUCUACAUUAUGUCUAAUCAUUCAGAUAUAAUAUGGACCAUAUUGGUUCCACAAUAGAAGUUAGUUAGUUAUAGAUAUAGUUUAUUUCAUGACACAAGAUAUUGGAAAAUUACAAAAUAUUUGCACUAGACACUAGUCUUCAAAUAAGUUAACAGCAUUGCUGUUUCAAUUUUGCUAUUUUGAUCAGUCAUAUGACCACUGUACAUACCACAUGCAAUGGCUUGUUCAUAUUAUAUUGAUUGACUGCCAAAUGUGACCUAAAUACCAUAGUUCUAUUCUUAAUCCAUACUCAAGUUAGGCAGUAUCAUUUAAAAUCCAUGAUUCAGGUUUGGAUAUGAUUCAAUUCUAAUUCAAAGUCCCAAAUGAUUUCUGAGAUCUUGAUGAAAAUCCCCCUGAUUUCAUCAUAGUUUCAUCAUAUGAUUUCACAGUGAGUGUUGACUUUGGACCUGUGUGCCACUGUAUCCCUGCAUCGUCCACAAUAGACGUGUCAAUAGUGACAUUAUGUAGGCCAGUGACGGGGAAUAUUAGGAGGAACUCAACACAGAAAUAGUCAUUAUGUGGUUGGCAUGUCUGGUGCAUGUUAUUAGGGGAACUCUCCGAUACCU